ACUCCGCACUUUAAAAGAAUGUCUCGUCUUUUACUUUAAUUUAGUGCCAGUUAUAUUUGCUUACAAUAAACUGGAAUCAUGUUUACCAGAAAUGACAGUGCUGAGAAACGUUCGUUAUUGGAAAAGCAUAACGUUGCAGAUACAAAUCAGAAUGAAGGAGUUGGUUCAGGAACCAAAUCGGAUACGAAUGUUGUGGGAGGGUCUCUUGACGCAGCGACUUUGGGUGCGGCCGCCGCUGGUGGGACGACGAGUGGAGCCGGUACAGGAGGCUCAGCCGUCCCGACUAUGGGACCUCCGAGCGAUCGUGCUCUUGCUGGAAAAUCGGUGCUAGUAGACGAAGCUUCUGAUUUAGUUCUUCAUUCUUCGAGAUUGGGUGCUGCAUUUUAUGGAUCAACAGAGAUAUCGCAUGAUAGACCACAACACGACAGAAGUAAAGUACCUCGUAAAGUUCCAUUUUUAAGUUUGUACCGGUAUGCCACAGGACUAGACUGGUUUCUCCUCGUCUUCGGUGCCCUAGGUGCUCUAGCGCAAGGAUCAGGAUGGCCCGUCCUCUAUCUGUUCCUAGGAAUCAUGCUGGACGAUUUCAUUACGUUCAACACUGCCAAUGUAACGCAAGUGGACGUUGAUAAUGUAACCAUGCACACCACAAGAACGUUGUUACAAUUUGUUCCCAGUAUUAAUAAUAAUGAAGAGGUGAUUGUAGUGUCGGAUCAGUUUGAGCUGGGCGUCGAGGAGAGUUGUAUACGCUUCGCUCUGGUUGGUCUGUCUGUCAUGAUCUCGUCGUAUAUCCAGACCGCAUCGUUUGGACUGACGGGGGAGCGGCAGACCAACCGUCUCAGGAAAGCAUUCUUUCAUUCUAUCCUGCAUCAGGAAAUCAGCUGGUUUGAUUUUCAUCAGACAGGAGAGAUCACCUCAAAGCUUUCAGAUGAUAUAGAGAAAGUGAAAUCAGGAUACGGGGAGAACGUAGGAAUAUUUCUUCAAUUCUUAGGACAAAUCAUUGCAGGUUUCAUACUCGCCUUUACUACUAGUUGGGAGCUUACAUUAGUUAUCAUGGCCGUCCUUCCCGUCUUGGUUAUAUCCAGUGGAUUUAUGGCGCACGUGAUAUCAGUAAUGACCAAACAAGAAAUGAAAGCAUACUCACAAGCCGGUGGUGUAGCAGAGGAGGUGCUCUCAUGUAUACGUACAGUGACGGCAUUCGGGGGCCAGAAGAAGGAGCUAGAAAGAUACGAGAAAGAGCUGUUGACAGCUAAGGCAGCGGGAAUCAAGAAGGGUAUAACAAGUGGAUUAGGCAUCGGGAUGAGCUACCUCUUCUAUUCCUGUACUUACGCUCUGUCAUUAUGGUACGGGCCAAAGAUGGUGAGUGAAGGUCGGAUCACCGGCGGUGACGUUGUUACAGUAUUCUUUUGUAUCUGGUCUGGAUCAGCCUCGAUAGGCAACUUAACGCCAUCGAUCCAUGCAAUAGCAUCGGCUAGAGGAUCGGCCGUCGCCAUCUAUGAUGUAAUCGACAGUGAACCAGAAAUAGACAAGAGGAAAGACAAGGGGGUGAAGCCCAAGUCUGUUGAAGGUCACAUCGAGUUUCGUCAUGUGAGGUUCAGCUAUCCAAUCAGGCAAGAUGUACCUGUUCUCCGUGACCUUUCCAUGAAGGUCAACAGUGGUCAGAGGGUGGCCUUAGUCGGGUCCAGUGGCUGCGGGAAGUCGACUAUAGUCAAGCUGCUGCUGCGCUUCUACAGCCACACAUCGGGCGAGAUCUGUAUAGACGGCAAUGACAUCCGUGACCUGAAUGUGACCUGGCUAAGAGAGAACAUCGGUGUGGUCAGUCAGGAGCCCACUCUCUUCAACUGUAGUAUAAAGCAGAACAUCGAGUAUGGUCAUGAAGGAGUCAGUGAUGCAGAGAUAGUGGAAGCAGCCAAGAAAGCAAACGCUCAUCAGUUUAUCUCGUCGCUACCUAAGGGCUAUGACACUGUUGUUGGAGAACGUGGAGCCCAGCUCUCUGGUGGUCAGAAGCAGAGAGUAGCCAUCGCCAGAGCUCUGGUCAGAAACCCAAGGAUUCUUCUCCUUGAUGAAGCUACCUCAGCCCUGGACAGUGAGAGUGAAAAGCUCGUCCAGGAGGCUCUUGACAAGGCCCAGGAGGGAAGAACAACCCUUGUGAUUGCCCAUCGUCUGUCAACGGUUCAGAAUGCAGACCUCAUCAUUGUCAUCAAGGAAGGCCACGUAGCCGAAUCCGGAAACCACAAGGAGCUUAUGAACAGAGAGAGUAUCUACCGUCAGCUUGUCACACUACAGAUGUUCAAAAAGCAAGAUGACCUCAUUAGUGACGACGAUGCAAUGAGUCUUGGUCGACAAUCCUCUAUCAACGAAUCUGUGCCAUCAUCCCCAUCGUCAGACUCGGUCAAGUACAGCAGUGCUAACGAUGAUCUCAUUGUAUCGCUGAACGGCAAUGGUAAACUCCAUAUGGAAGAAGAAGAGAAAAUCCCAAUCAAAGGCAAGAAAAAGAACAAGAAACGAAAGAAGGAGAAAUCCAAAACAAGCGUGCCUGAGCUGUCUUAUCGUGACAUCUUGAGACUGAAUGCUCCUGAAUGCCACUACAUCAUCAUCGGCUGUAUCUUUGCAGCGUUUCUUGGUGCAGCCCUACCUACCUUGGCUAUUCUACUAACAGAGAUCAUCAGAAUAUUCAGUUUACCCCCGAAGGAGAUUCCAGCCGCAGCGUCCUUCUGGUCCUUGAUGUUCAUUGUGUUGGGUGUGGUGAGAGCUGUCAGUAUCUUCAUCAGUAUGCUGAUGUUCAGCAUCUCUGGAGAACUCCUAACCCUGAGGCUCAGAAAGAAGGCAUUCUGGGCGAUCCUUAGACAAGAUGCUGCUUGGUUUGAUGAACCACACCAUAACACAGGUUCUUUGUCUAACGUUCUUGCUACUGAUGCUUCCAAUGUUCAAGGGGCUACUGGUCUCCGCAUCAGUACCCUCAUCCACGAGUUUGUCACAGUCCUCAUCGCCGUCGUCAUCGCCUUCGUGUAUGGAUGGCAGCUGGCUCUGUUCACAAUGUGCGCCGUUCCUCUCAUGACGCUAUGGGGACGCAUUCAGAUGGCAAUGUUGACAGGCACCCAGAAACAAGACUCCCAUCUACUCCAAGAAGCUUCUAAGAUUGCAAGUGAAGCGAUUGAAAAUAUCACAACAGUAUCAUCCCUUAUGUUGGAAGAAAGGAUAUACCAUUUCUACUGUGAGAAGCUUCGUGAACCGCUCAAGAAAAUCCAGAAGCACAAGUUCUUCUUUGCCUUUGCCGUAUGUUGCUCCCAGGCAUCUGUUUUCUUCCUCUUUGCUGCGGCCUUUAGAUUUGGUGGACAUCUGGUGGCUAUUGGUCAAAUGUCUUCAGAUGCCAUGUUCAAGGUUAUCAUUGUAAUCACCUAUGCAGGCAUUGCAUUAGGUCAGGCAGCUGCGUUCAUGCCAGACUUCAGCAAGGCUAAACUCUCGGCAGCUAAGCUCAUCAACCUGAUAGCUCUCAAACCACCCAUUGACAACUACUCAACAGAGGGACUUAAACCAAAUAAGAUCGAUGGCUACAUCAAGUGCAAUAACAUAACCUUCAGGUAUCCAAACCGUCCAGGAAGUACCAUCUUAGACAAUCUUAACCUGAAUAUCAAACCUGGCCAGACCAUGGCGCUGGUCGGAGAGAGCGGUUGCGGGAAGAGCACCAUGGUAGCGCUCAUGGAGCGCUUCUACGAUCCAAACUUUGGAUGCAUCCAACUUGACGGUAAUGACCUGCGUGACCUGAACAUCAGCUGGCUUCGGUCUAACAUGAGUAUCGUCAGCCAGGAGCCGGUGCUGUUUGCGUGUUCUAUCAGGGAUAACAUCGCCUAUGGUGUGGAGGAGGACCUUCCUCAGGAGGAAGUGGAGAGAGUGGCUAAGAUGGCUAAUAUCCACGAUUUCAUCGUCUCUCUGCCUUUGGGUUAUGACACACUUGUAGGAGAGAAAGGAGCUCAGCUGUCUGGCGGUCAGAAGCAGAGAGUCGCUAUAGCCAGAGCUCUUGCUAGGAAUCCUCGUAUCCUUCUCUUCGAUGAAGCCACGUCAGCACUGGACACAGAAAGCGAACAGAUCGUCCAGACAGCAUUAGACAAUGCCAUGGAAGGACGAACCUCGAUCGUCGUAGCCCAGCGUCUGAACACCAUCCAGAACUCGGACCAAAUCGCUGUCAUCAGGGACGGAAACAUCGUAGAGCAAGGGCGCCACCAAGAGUUGGUUUCGAGAAAGGGCCACUAUUACACACUCACCAUGGGCCAACAUAGCUAAGAGAAACUCAAUCACCUUUGAUGUAACUAUUAUCUGUGUUAAUAUUUACUGUCACCCGACUGCGAAGACAGGAUUUAUGUUUGUAGAAGUAGCCUACAGCUUCAUCCCCCUCCAUGGGAUGCUAUCUGAAUAUUAUUAUCAUCUUCGUCGUCAUCACCAUCAUCAUGGACAUAUUGAUUUAUGUAUGCAGCUAGACUAUUAAGUAAUCUCUCUCUAUCUCGCUCACCUUUUAAAGAGAGCUCAUUGCCUCAACGUGCCUUUAAUGAAGGCUAAGAGAUUAUAUACUGCUUCUGACAAAAAUU
Molecule: messenger RNA, 4580 nt
Organism: Lytechinus variegatus (green sea urchin)
Lineage: Eukaryota; Metazoa; Echinodermata; Echinoidea; Temnopleuroida; Toxopneustidae
Product: ATP-dependent translocase ABCB1-like
Exons: 25
Coding region: 79-4278 (1399 amino acids)
Biological process (GO): transmembrane transport
Cellular component (GO): membrane
Molecular function (GO): ABC-type transporter activity; ATP hydrolysis activity; ATP binding
Source: RefSeq, a predicted model, not a curated record